CCCGAACCCCGGGUGGGAGGGGUGGGCCUGGGAAGGUUGCGGCGGCGGCCGCCGCGGCCCCGGCACCUAGGGCUGUACCCGGGCCGAGCCUGCGCCGGGGACUCUUCCGCCGCCUCCUCGGGCGGCGCUCACCCGGCUCAGAUGGUGGGUCCGGAGGAUGCCGGAGCCUGCUCGGGAAGAAACCCCAAGUUACUCCCCGUGCCGGCGCCCGAGUCGGCGGGCCAGGACGGGAAGAUGAUCCGGGCCACGGGCGGCUUUGGCGGAGGCGUCGGCGCUGUGGAGCCGCCGGAGGAGGGGGAGGAGGAGGAGGAAACGCCGCCUCAGCAGCUCCUUCGGCGUUACCUCGCGGCGGCCGGGGGGCAGCUGGAGCCCGGGCUGUGCUCCUGUCCGCUCCCCGCCGGCCCGUGCCGCGCUCCCGCGCCCUCGGCAGCCCCGCACCAAGCCCCGGGCUCCAAGCACCGAGGCGCGGAGGCGGCGGAUGCCAGCGCGCCGCGGCACGGAGGCAUGACCAACGGGGACUCGGGCUUUCUGCCGGGCCGGGACUGUCGCGACCUGCAGGAGGCUCGCGGGCUGGCGCGCGCCGGCGGUCGGGAUCCACGCCACCACCGCCUCCACCUGGAGGGGCCCGGCGACGAGGGCUCGGACGCUGCGGGCCGCCGGUCCGACUGGGCCACACCGCUCGAGGACCCGCUGCGGAGCUGCUGCCUGGCGGCGGCGGAGGACAGCCCAGCCAGCGGCGGCGGCAGCAGCAGCGAGGACUCGGAGCCGCCGGGAGCCGGAGCCGGGGGUCCCGAGGAAGGCGCGUCCCCCGCCACCUCGGCCGAGAGGACUAGAGGGGGCGCAGGCGCGGAGCCGCGCUCCGGCUUCUCCGACGUCCACCUGAACUCGCGGAACACGUUCGAGGUGAGCCGCCGCCAGAGCGCCCGUGACCACCUGCCCCCGGCGGGGCCGCCGGUGCCCUCGUCCGUCGCGGAGCAGGGCCCCGCGGGGACCUCGGCCCGGGCUCGACGGAGCGGCGGCUUCGCCGACUUCUUUGCCAGAAACCUUUUUUCAAAAAGGACAAAGGAACUCAAAUCAGUUGUCCAUAGUGCUCCUGGUUGGAAAUUAUUUGGUCAAGUUCCUCCCAGAGAGAAUCUUCAGAAAACUUCCAAAAUUAUUCAGCAGGAAUAUGAAGCACGAACAGGGAGGGCCUGUAAACCACCACCUCAGUCUUCAAGACGUAAGAAUUUUGAAUUUGAGCCACUUUCUACCACUGCCCUCAUUCUUGAGGAUCGACCAUCAAAUCUUCCUGCCAAAUCUGUGGAAGAAGCUUUACGUCACCGACAAGAAUAUGAUGAGAUGGUGGCUGAGGCUAAAAAACGAGAAAUUAAAGAAGCACAUAAAAGGAAAAAAAUAAUGAAAGAACGAUUUAAACAAGAAGAAAAUAUUGCAAAUGCAAUGGUAAUUUGGAUCAAUGAAAUAUUGCCCAAUUGGGAAGUAAUGCGUAGUACAAGAAGAGUUCGAGAAUUGUGGUGGCAGGGAUUGCCCCCUAGUGUUCGUGGGAAAGUUUGGAGUCUAGCUGUAGGAAAUGAACUAAAUAUCACUCCUGAACUUUAUGAAAUCUUCCUAUCAAGAGCGAAAGAACGGUGCAAAAGCCUCAGUGAAACAAGUUCAGAGAAUGAUACAGAAGGUGUAUCUAUUGCUGAUCGGGAGGCCAGUCUGGAAUUAAUUAAGUUGGACAUAUCCCGUACAUUUCCAUCUCUCUACAUCUUUCAGAAGGGUGGCCCAUAUCAUGAUGUUUUACAUAGUAUCUUAGGGGCAUAUACAUGUUACAGACCUGAUGUUGGUUAUGUCCAAGGGAUGUCCUUCAUAGCAGCAGUUCUUAUUCUCAAUUUGGAAGAGGCAGAUGCCUUCAUUGCGUUUGCAAAUCUCCUGAAUAAGCCAUGCCAGUUGGCCUUCUUCCGUGUGGAUCACAGCAUGAUGUUGAAAUAUUUUGCAACAUUUGAAGUAUUUUUUGAAGAAAAUCUCUCCAAACUAUUUCUUCAUUUCAAAUCUUAUAGUCUUACACCAGACAUAUACUUGAUAGACUGGAUCUUCACCCUAUAUAGCAAAUCACUACCACUUGAUCUGGCAUGUCGAGUUUGGGAUGUAUUUUGCAGAGAUGGAGAAGAAUUUUUAUUUAGGACUGGAUUAGGGAUCCUGCGAUUAUAUGAAGAUAUUCUCCUGCAGAUGGAUUUUAUUCAUAUAGCACAAUUUCUAACUAAAUUACCAGAAGAUAUUACAUCAGAAAAGCUGUUCAGCUGUAUUGCAGCGAUUCAGAUGCAGAAUAGCACCAAAAAAUGGCCUCAGGUCUUUGCAUCUGUAAUGAAGGAUAUUAAAGAAGGAGACAAGAAUAAUAGUCCUACUCUGAAAAGCUAAUCUUCAAAAUUAACAGACUAAUUGGAAUAUAAGUGUCUUUUGAUAAAAGUUUUUUGUUUUCUAUGUAAAAAGGAUGGAGAAACCUAAAAGAAUCAAGACAUGGAAAACUGCUGAUUUUGAAUUCCAUGGCUGAAGUAAAGGAAAUAAGUAACCUAUUGACAGUAUUAAUUUUUUUAAAAGUAUUUUGUAGGGAGCGUCAUUUUACAAAAGAAAAAGUUUAAAUGACUAGUUUAUACUCCAUAAUUUGGAGUGAACAGUAAUGCAAUAAAAAAUUUUUUAACAGCUUUGAAGAUACUUUAAACUUUACAUCUUUUUUUUUUUUUAAGUUACCAUACAAAAGCACUUUGGAGGUCAGAGCAGGAUUGUUAAAUACUACUUUAACUUCCAAAAUACUAUUUGAAAUAAACACCUUAGUACAGAUAUUGUCUAUCUCAAGUUCUGACCUUUUGAAGAUUUUUAUAGUCCAAGAAUAAGCAAUUUUGGUUGUAAAUUAUUUAAGUUACUGAAGUUGUUUAUCUUCAUUCACAGGUUGGGGCAAAUCUUGGUUAUCUGGGAACUGGAAAUACUUGGGAAGUUGAUUUUCAUAUGUUUUUCGACUGUAUCAUGUCUAUUUGUUUUUUAAAGAGAAUUUUUUUCCCUUAAGUAAUCCCUAUUAAAGAAAUUUAGCCUUUCUGUUUCUAGUUUAAAAAAAUUGUUCAUCUAGUAAUUUAAGAAAGCUAAUUGGUAGAAUCUUUGCACUUUAGUGGACUGAAGACUUGAUUUGAGGAGUAAGUCCAUAAAUAUGAGAUUUUUUUUUUUCCACUGGUAAGAGUAAAAAUGUAUGAAUUCUGACAGUUAUUGGCAAGACUUGAGAUUUUUUAGUUAAAAUUCCUUCACUGUUUGUAGAAAUAAAAUUUGUUAAUUUCAGUUUGAAAUUUGAAAUCUUAAUAUGUAACCAAGUCUAUGACUUGUAAAAUACUGUGCAUAAUUUUCUAAUCAACGUAAAUAAGAGUAAAAGAUAAAGUGAAAUUUUUUCUAAUGAGUCUAACUUUGAUGGUAUAGUGGAUAGACAAAUUAUUAAUUAUUGGUAAAUUGACAUUAAAUUUAUUAUAAUAUGUUUAAUUCUUAUUCCUAAAAUAAAUCACUUGAAUAUUAUGAGUGAUAUAUAAUAUGUUGUUUGGUUAAUAACAUAUAUAGUGUGCUUUUAUGUUGCAGUUUGGUUUGAAACAACACAGCACACUAUUUCUGUUAGUGGUAUAUUGUCUUCAAACUAACAAGCCUGAGAAUCUUGUUAGUGUAGUGACUGCCUCUUUAGGAGUAUGGGACCAGAUGUGCCCAGAUAUUUUUACCCCAUGGGUCAUUCUAGCCUAGGGACCACUAGUGGAACCCUCAGAAGUUAACUCCUGUCAUAGGAGCUUCCUUAGUGGAAACUAGUAGUGUAAUAAAAUAUUGAGGGAGUACCCAGGGUCUUAUAAAAGGUUUUACAAUAACAUUUUGACUCUGGUAAAUACUUCCUUCACAUUGGUGACCCUGAUAGAGGGAAUGUAAGCCCUGCAGUAAUCUCAUUGAGGUUAUUCUACCUGCCUGAGUUUAAUCUUCCUUUUGUGUAUUUCUUUCCUGAGUUGGACCUAAGUUACUGUAUUUCUUUUUCUCAUCUUUAUUAUUGUACAGUUUCUUUACCUUUCAAGUAUAAAUGUAUAUAUAAAAUGUAAAUACAAGGAAUUCACUAAAAACCACUAUUAACAAGUACUGUGUAAAUAAAACUUGUAAGCAGA
This is a messenger RNA of Eptesicus fuscus (big brown bat), 4151 nucleotides long. RefSeq names its product TBC1 domain family member 12 (gene TBC1D12). The transcript is spliced from 13 exons. Gene Ontology annotation, biological process: activation of GTPase activity; regulation of autophagosome assembly. Gene Ontology annotation, cellular component: autophagosome; recycling endosome. Bases 142 to 2397 code for a protein of 751 amino acids. Gene Ontology annotation, molecular function: GTPase activator activity. The record is from RefSeq and is a predicted model, not a curated record. NCBI's taxonomy places the organism in Eukaryota, Metazoa, Chordata, Mammalia, Chiroptera, Vespertilionidae.